AUGCCAAUUUAUAAAUUGAUUAAAUCAUGCAUAGAAGACGAAAAUUGCAAGGAAAAGCUGGCCGUGCCUCUGGACACACUUCCUGGCUGGCUGAAUGCUGUGGCCUGUGGCCUUCUGUUUCUCCUCCAGGUGCAUGGCGAAGACUCAGCCAGCCCCAUCAGGACCACCCACACAGGACAGGUUCCGGGCAGUCUUGUCCACUUGAAUGACACCACAGUGAGUGUCCACACCUUCCUGGGAAUUCCCUUUGCCAAGCCAACUCUAGGACAGCUGAGGUUUGCACCCCCUGAGUCUCCUGAGCCAUGGAGUGGUGUGAGAGAUGGGACAGUCUACCCAGCCAGGUGUCUACAAAAUUCUGAAACAGCGAAGGCAGAGAGUCUGGAGAGGAUGAAUCUGACCCUCCUUCCCAUCUCUACAUCAGAGGACUGCCUGUAUCUCAACAUCUAUGCACCAGCUCAUGCCCACGAGGGCUCUAACCUGCCUGUGAUGGUGUGGAUCCAUGGUGGUGCUCUGGUUAUGGGCAUGGCUUCCAUUUAUGAUGGAUCCACACUGGCAGCCAUUGAAGAUGUGGUAGUGGUCACUAUCCAGUAUCGCCUGGGGGUCCUGGGCUUCUUCAGCACUGGAGACCAGCAUGCCAGAGGCAACUGGGGCUACCUGGACCAAGUGGCCACCCUGCACUGGGUCCAGCAGAACAUCGCCCACUUUGGAGGCAACCCUGACAGGGUCACUAUAUUUGGCGAGUCAGCAGGUGGCACAAGUGUGUCUUCACAUGUUGUGCCUCCCGUGUCCCAAGGACUCUUCCACGGUGCCAUCAUGGAGACUGGGAUAGCCCUGCUGCCUGACCUUAUCUCCAACACCUCUGAGGUGGUUUACACAACAGUGGCCAACUUAUCUGGUUGUGAGGCCAUGGACUCGGAGACCCUGGUACACUGCCUGAGAAGCAAGGGUGAAGAGGAGAUUCUGGCCAUUAACAAGGUCUUCAAGAUGAUCCCUGCUGUGGUAGAUGGGGAAUUCCUACCCAAGCACCCCCAAGAGCUGUUGGCUUCUGUGGACUUUCACCCUGUCCCCAGCAUCAUCGGUGUCAACAAUGAUGAAUAUGGUUGGCUUCUCCCCAUGAUCAUGGGCCCUGCUCAGACAAUAAAGGAAAUAACCAAAGAGAACCUGCAGGCUGUUCUGAAGAAUACAACAGCACAAAUGAUGCUGCCUCCUGAGUGCAGUGACCGUGACCUGCUGAUGGAAGAGUACAUGGGGGACACCGAGGACCCCCAGACCCUCCAAAUACAGUUCAAAGAGAUGAUGAGGGACUUCAUGUCCAACAUCCCUGCACUCCAAGUGGCACAUUUUCAGAGUCCCCAUUCCCCUGUCUACUUCUAUGAGUUCCGUCAUGAGGCCAGCUUCCUGAAAGAUGUCAGACCAUCCCAUGUGAAAGCUGACCAUGGCGAUGAGGUUCCAUUUGUCUUUGGGUCCUACUUCUGGGGCAUGAAACUUGAGCUCACUGAGGAGGAGGAGCUGCUGAGCAGGAGAAUGAUGAAGUACUGGACCAACUUUGCACGACACGGGAACCCCAACAGCGAGGGUCUACCCUACUGGCCUGUGUUUGACCAUGAGUAGCAGUACCUGCAGCUUGAUAUCCAGCCUGCGGUGGGCCGAGCCCUGAAGGCCAGAAGGCUCAAGUUCUGGACCAAGACUCUGCCCCAGAAGAUCCAGGAGCUAAAGGGGACUCGGAAAAAUCACAAAGAGCUAUAGUGUUCUGUGAGAAAUGAUG
Molecule: messenger RNA, 1765 nt
Organism: Psammomys obesus (fat sand rat)
Lineage: Eukaryota; Metazoa; Chordata; Mammalia; Rodentia; Muridae
Product: pyrethroid hydrolase Ces2e-like
Exons: 13
Cellular component (GO): intracellular membrane-bounded organelle
Molecular function (GO): carboxylic ester hydrolase activity
Source: RefSeq, a predicted model, not a curated record